AACUACAGAGUUCAAUAUAAAAAAAUUCAUUUAGAAAACCUUCGUGUACGUCUCGAAAAAAGACAGAGAAAGUAAAAGAAGGAAAUUUCUCAAGUAUAAGGAGAGACAAGAAAUACAUUUUUCCUCUUACUCUCGUCUGAUCUCUCCUCUGUUCUCUGUUCUCGGUUCUAUUCUCUGUCUCUCGCAUUUCACUACCAACUGUAGCUUCCAAAUUUUCUUCAUCUCUCUAUUCACCUUUUCUGUCUCCGUCAAUCUCUGCGAAAUUUCGCAAAUGGGAGUUAAAAGGGUCACCUAAUCCAUUAUCCACCCAUCUAAAUUCCCCAUAUAUAUAUAUAUAUAUAGAUAUAUAUAUUGCUCAAUAUGUGCACAUUAAUCUCUAAAUUUAGUGUUUAAACCUUUCAAGCUUCAAACUUUGGAGGCUUUUGGUUCUCUGUAUUUGCUUUGAAUUGAGUUUUCUUGGUUCCGGGUCUCCGAAAUGGCGAGUGUAGAGAUGACCCACGUCGAUUUAGAAUGUGGUGAUCGCCGCCACUCCUCCGCCGUGAGCGACGGAGGUAGCAGCGAAGACGGCAGCGUCUAUUUUUACGACGCUGACGAGGGUGUCCGUUAUACUCAAUUCUAUUCAACCCGUGAUGGGUCAUUCGAUCAUUACAGUUUUGCUUCUGCUCCCGAUCCUGUGAUUAAUGGCGUUUCAGGCUCUCGCCGCGGAAUGUCCACGGCGGCGGCGGAGUCGGAUUGUGUGGUGGAUAUUGAAGAUGAGGUUGGUGAAACCAAGGUGCAAUCGAGGAAAGUAGAGAGAGAUUGUAGAAUUUGCCACCUGACUUUGGAGAGUAGCAAUUCUGAGUCUGGGGUUGCCAUUGAAUUAGGUUGUUCUUGCAAGGAUGAUUUGGCUGCUGCGCAUAGGCAUUGUGCUGAGGCAUGGUUCAAGAUUAAAGGAAAUAAGACGUGCGAAAUUUGUAACUCAGUUGCACGCAAUGUUUUUGCCACAAAUGAGAUUGAGUCAUCACAGCAUAGGAAUGAAACCAAUGUCACCGCAACAAAUGCAGUAUCAGAGCCAGUGAAUUCAGCCCCAGCUCCAGUGCCUUUUGCUGUAGACACCCGAAGUCGCUUGAAUGGUCACCGGAUCCUGAAUUUCAUUCUUGCUUGCUUGGUAUUUGCGUUUGUCAUAUCUUGGCUCUUUCACUUCAACAUCCCAUCAUGAAAUCCCGCAGAAAAGUUCUCAGGCAAAGGAGGAAUGGGGGAGGAGACUUGUGAAAGGGACUGCAAGUUCUCAAUGAUGUGAUAAUGAACAAUGGGAUAUUUCUAAGCCUGCGGCAUUUAUAUAGAUAGUUGUUUGGUCUUUCAUUCCUCCAUAAGUGUUUAUAAUUAGAUAGUAUAUGUUUGCAUGUUUCUUGUGAGUCAUUGGAGUGAUACAGGGCUUUCUUGUUCCUUUCAAUAGAAAUGCUCUUGUUGGUUAUACCAUUAAAGGUUCAGUUUUUUAAUUUUAUGAUGUAUUGUAUUGAAGACACUGGCUUCUCAUAAUUGCAGUUGUUCCACUGGUAUUUUUGCAUGCUA
Messenger RNA from Cornus florida, 1551 nucleotides. RefSeq lists its product as uncharacterized. The coding region runs from base 476 to 1198 and encodes 240 amino acids. The record is from RefSeq and is a predicted model, not a curated record. Gene Ontology annotation, molecular function: zinc ion binding. The transcript has 2 exons. NCBI's taxonomy places the organism in Eukaryota, Viridiplantae, Streptophyta, Magnoliopsida, Cornales, Cornaceae.